AUAAGUCAAGAUUGUCUGCAAUGCUAUCCCCACUAAUUAGGUUAAUAAUAAGAGGAACAUCCAGUAAUGGUGAGCUUCAUUGAUUUACGAGGCAAACCAUGGCACUACUUCUAUACACAACUCUUCUUCUUAUUCUGUUUCGAUACCCCUGCAAUGGUGCUGACCCUUUAGGGGAUUUAUGCAAUAAAGACACCAAAACUAGCGACAACACCAAGAUAUCAAACAAUAUUGAUCACUUGCUGGCUGAAAUAGUUUCUAGAUCUCCCUCACCUGGUUAUAUUGCGACCUCCUAUGGUGACGGCCAAGAUAAAGUGUAUGGCCUAGCACAAUGCAGGGGUGAUGUUAGCACCAACGACUGCUCCGGUUGCCUUCAGGACGCAGCAAAGGAAAUCCGCCAACGCUGUCCGGACCAAGUUGAUGCAAGAAUUUGGUAUGAUUAUUGCUUUUUGAGGUAUAACGAUGAGAAUUUCAUUGGAAAACUUGACACUUCUUAUGCUAUUUUUUACUUCAAUGUUGAGAAUGUAACAGAUCCUGAAGAUUUUAACAAAAAGCUAGGAUCUUUGAUAGAUGAGAUCAGAUCACAAGCUGUUAUGCCUAAGAAUAAAGGGCUUGGCAAAGGUGAGAGCAAUUUGUCGCCUUUCCUUACAGUUUAUGCUUUAGUGCAAUGCACGAGGGACCUUGCUGUGAUAGAUUGUGCUCAGUGUUUAGCCAUUGCAGUUGGUAAUUUCCCAAACUUCUGCAACAAUAAGAAGGGGUGCAGGGCUCUGUAUAGCAACUGUUAUGUUCGAUAUGAGCUCUACCCUUUUUUCUUUCCCCUUGAUUCAAGCAAUUCCUCAUCACUAAUUGGUAAUUUAGUUGUAAAAGUAUAUCCAUAAUUUUUCUAAUACCAGCCUAGCCUGUUGUGCCAGAAAUAAGAUUCCAUCUGUAAGGGAAAAUAAAAAGGAAGGAAUGAAUUUUCAGAGGAUUUUCGCUA
Molecule: messenger RNA, 973 nt
Organism: Hevea brasiliensis (rubber tree)
Lineage: Eukaryota; Viridiplantae; Streptophyta; Magnoliopsida; Malpighiales; Euphorbiaceae
Product: cysteine-rich repeat secretory protein 55
Exons: 1
Coding region: 99-875 (258 amino acids)
Source: RefSeq, a predicted model, not a curated record